This is a messenger RNA of Nicotiana attenuata, 1615 nucleotides long. RefSeq names its product protein trichome birefringence-like 38. The record is from RefSeq and is a predicted model, not a curated record. The transcript is spliced from 5 exons. The coding region runs from base 14 to 1183 and encodes 389 amino acids. NCBI's taxonomy places the organism in Eukaryota, Viridiplantae, Streptophyta, Magnoliopsida, Solanales, Solanaceae. Gene Ontology annotation, molecular function: O-acetyltransferase activity. Gene Ontology annotation, cellular component: Golgi apparatus.
AACUUUCUUUUCUAUGCUCAUCAUCUCUCUCUCUACAUUGUCUGUACCAAAAAGAACACAAAACCAAACAGAAAAUUUUGUAAUUAAAGUCAUGUCAAGUCUACCUCUUCAAUCAAUAGCUUUAGUUAUUGUUAUUUCUCUCUUCUUACAAACAGAAACUGUUAAAGCUGAGUUUGUGGUAAAGAAUGUUAGUAGCAGAGGAAAAAUGAGCAGUAGCAACUGCAAUUUAUUUCAAGGAAAAUGGGUAAUUGACACUUCAUUUCCUCUUUACCAAUCUUCAAGUUGCCCUUUUAUUGACCCAGAAUUUGAUUGCCAAAAAUAUGGACGCCCUGAUAAAGAAUACCUCAAAUAUGCUUGGAAACCUGAUUCUUGCAACUUACCCAGAUUUGAUGGAAAGGAUUUCUUGAAAAGAUGGUUAGGGAAGAAAAUUAUGUUUGUGGGUGAUUCAUUGAGUUUGAAUAUGUGGGAAUCUUUAGCUUGUAUGCUACAUACGUCGGUGCCAAAUGCCACGAAUUCUUUUACCAGAAAAGAGGCAAUUUCUUCCGUGACUUUUCAGGAGUAUGGAGUAACUUUAUUUCUUUAUCGAACCCCAUAUCUAGUGGAUGUAGUAAGAGAGAACAUUGGCCGGGUGUUAAAAUUGGACUCUAUUCAACAAGGUGAAGCUUGGAAAGGAAUGGAUAUGUUGAUUUUCAACUCUUGGCAUUGGUGGACUCACAAAGGAAAAUCUCAAGGAUGGGAUUAUGUGCAAGAUGGCUCAAAAGUGUCAAAAGAUAUGGACCGUUUGAUGGCAUUUUACAAAGGCCUAACAACUUGGGCAAGAUGGGUUGAUCAAAAUGUUGAUUCUUCCAAAACCAAAGUCUUUUUCCAAGGCAUUUCUCCCACUCAUUAUAUUGGUAAAGAAUGGGGUUCCUCAACAAGGAAUUGCAAUUCAGAGCAAGUUCCAUUAUCAGGAUCAACAUAUCCAGCAGGAUUACCAGCAUCUACAAUGGUCGUUAACAAAGUAUUAACUCAGAUUAAGACACCGGUUUAUCUCCUCGAUAUCACAUUUUUGUCACAAUUAAGAAAAGAUGCUCAUCCAUCAGCUUACAGCGGCGAGCACCCCGGUGUUGAUUGUAGCCACUGGUGUCUUCCUGGAUUGCCUGAUACUUGGAACCAACUUCUUUAUGCUGCAUUGAUUAUAUGAGGAUGAAAUUAAUCCCCAUAUCGUGUUCUACUUUUGGUCUUCAUCUUCACUUAUAGUCAACGGCUGCAGUAACUCUAACUGUCCUAAGGUGGUGAAAUUCCUUAUCGCAUAAGUAGUGACCUGCACGAAUGGGGUAACGACUACUCAACUGUCUAUUAAUUGUAUAUUUUUGGAGCAAUUGGAUGCACAUUACAACAAAAAGUACAAUAAAGAGUAAAGACACCUCAAAUAGUUGUUUGUUGUUAAUUAUUUGUUUGUUUUCAUAAAUAUUAUUUGUAACAAGUCUCAAUUAUAAAGUAAUCGAUGAAUUGAAGGACAAAAAUUGUUUGGGGAUGUAAUAAGUUAAAGGGCCAAGGGACUUCUUAUUUCUGGUCACACAAUAUUAAGAGUAUCUUUGGAUUGUUUUAGCUCAAUACAAACUUUCUUCUACGA